AUGCAUAUCUUAACAAACAUUGCCAGGCACUGUAAUGCAUGUAAGCGAGUACAGCAGAGAAAGGUGUUCACAACUCCAUUGGUUGAUGAAGAGAUUCCCUCCAUUUCAAUGAAUCAGGUACAGUACAGAGUUGUUAGAUGGAGGAAUACAGAGUACCGAGUAGGAACCAGUGUGUACCUUCAGCCAGGGUCCUUCAAAUUAAGAAAUCUGUUCACUACUUUCUAUGAUAAACCAGAAAAGAGGAAAGUAAAUGAAGAUAUUUACACAGAGUUUUAUCGAAAGAUGGAAGAUGGCAUUAAGGGUUCCCAUGAAGACACACCUGAGCCAUUCUGUAUUGGCCUUAUUACGUGCAUAUUUGUAGAAAAUAGUGAGAACUGUGCAAAGGAUAUUAAAUUAAGAGUAAAAAUGUUUUACAGGCCAGAAAAUGUAAUGAAUGAAAUAGAAGAUGUCUUAAAAGCAGAUCUUAACAAGUUGUAUUGGAGUGACAAUGAGUGCAUAGUGUCUUUUGAAAAUGUUGUUGGAAAAUGCUGUGUGGUGUACAGUAACAACUUGACUGUACCAGUAAUGAAGUGGUCAUGUGAAGGACCAGACAGAUUUUACUUCACAGAAACUUUUAAUUCAUCGACAAAGACAUUCAGUAGGCCUACACCUCGAGGAGAAGCAUCCCUUCUUGGAAAGCGAAUCAAGGUACAGAUAACACAGCAUACUGUUUAUAAUAUUUUUGGUGCCCAGAUUAUACUGGGUUUUAAAAGUUUUUGGUUCCACUUACAAAUUCAUAUAGUUUUUUCUUUACUCAUGUGCCCUUGUGGAACUGUGGUGUCCUGCACAGUCCAGCAUGUCUUAGCCUAUGAAUUUUUAUGCACACUUUCCUACAUACGCAUCACAUUCUCACAAUCAUCACUAGUAAUCUGUACUGUAGAUCCUUAUCAAAAUAUGGACUCAUGGUGCCAAACAAAGCCACACUGCACUACACAGUCACACAUUCACAGUGCAGGGUUCUCUCAUGCAGCAGAUGAGGAUUAUGUUGAUUACAUGGUACACAUUACCGGUAGCUCUGCUUAUUUACACCAGUGUCUACAUGAAAAUGGACAUCAUCUGCCAUUAGUAAUUAAAGUUCCACGUGAAGUGCAAGGAGUGAUCUGGCAUUGUUGGCACCACGGUGUGUCUGGCAGCAGAAUGGUGAGGCCUUCAGUCUGGAUGGAUGUUGUGGCAGAGCUGGCUGAUAUUUUGCACAAACUUUAUGGGAUUGGGGAAUCACAACAUGCACAUCAUCAUUCUCUGUUUGCAAGAGCAGAACACUUGUUUGUGCAAAAAGUGUAUGAUGAUUUGAGAAACAGAAUUGUGCCACUGGUUGGAGGAUUCUUUUCAAUCUGCAUCACCACCCAUGGCACAUGUAUUACAAAACAACCUGAGGAGCUGAGACAGAAGCAGUUGCAGUGGCUACACUUUGAACAUAAACGGGAAAAUUUUGGAGACAUUCAAUAUCCUGCAAACAGCUUUGAAAGUGGGAUGAGCUUGACAGGAUGGAACGAGGCUGUAAAAGUCUUACAAUGUGUGAACUUCCCCAUGAGUGAUUAUAGCUCCUUAGUAUCAUGGGAUGCAGGAACAUCUCUUAUGGCAGCUGAGUAUGAUGUAGCUGUGCGUUUACACUGUGCAUUUAAGGGAAUUUUUGUAUUAACACUGUUCCAGGAGCAGUUGAAAGUUUCUCCACAGAGUUUAAUGCAAGGCAUUACACUUCAGGACCAACGGUGUACGAAAAGUAAGCAUUUCACUCCGUUAAAUUUUGGAGCAGCUACUGGUGGCAAUGCUACUCAUUUGUGUAGUAAGGAUAUCAGUUGGCUGACAGCAAGCAGACACACAAUACAAGUGACUAGAAGCAGAGCAGCAAAAUUUAGAAAAACGACACAUGCAACAGGCAGGCAGCUGCUGUUGAGGUUGAGCGUCCUGCUUGCCCAGCUGGCUGAUGGGGGCGAACAUAUUAUGCGACUGGUGGGCUGCCAGCCGACACAACCUCAGGAGCACUGUACUCUAUGGGCACUGUGGACUAGUAGCACUUUCAAGAAUGGCAGCCAGUGUAGGAUGGAUGUAAGUGAGGUGAAAUACUGGCCAGAUGUUAACAGGAAGUUGAGAACAUUGGAUAUUUUUGCUGGUUGUGGAGGUCUUUCAUAUGGUCUUCAGCAGUCAGGUGUUGCUGAAAUAUGCUGGGCAAUAGAAAAAGAUAUGGCUGCUGCAGAAGCCUUCAGCCGUAAUCAUCCACACUGCACUGUUUUAAUGGAUGACUGCAAUUUGUUGCUCCAGCUUGUAAUGAAUGGAGGCAUAGAAAAUAGUAAACGUCAGCAGCUCCCACAAAAAGGAGAAGUUGACCUGAUAUGUGGAGGACCACCAUGCCAAGGUUUCAGUGGAAUGAAUAGGUUUAGCGAAAAACUAUACUCACGUUUCCAGAAUUCUCUGGUUGCAUCUUUCCUGUCAUACUGUGAUUAUUACCGGCCAAAAUUUGUUAUCAUGGAGAAUGUUCGCAAUUUUGUAGCAUUUAAGCAGAGUGUGGUUUUAAACUUGACUCUUAGAGCCUUGCUGGAGAUUGGUUACCAGUGUACAUUCACAGUACUUCAGGCAGGGAAUUUUGGUGUGCCACAGAGCAGAAAGAGGGUAAUACUCCUUGCCGCAGCCCCUGGAGAGCUCCUGCCUAGCUUUCCAGAAGCGACACACGCAUUUAGUCAAAGUUUGUGUCAGCUGAACGCUGCAGUAAAUGGACAGACAUACUACUCAAAUUGUAAUCGGAUGUAUUCAGCCCCAAUGCGCACUAUAACAGUGCGUGAUGCUCUUUCUGAUCUUCCAGAAAUUCCAAACGGGCAUGAUAAAUGUGAAAUUCAUUACAAGAAAAGACCACUGACACAUUUCCAGCGUUUGGUCCGUGGCAAUGAGAAACAGAAGGUGCAAUUUUGUCAUAUGAUGAUGUUGCGAGAUCACAUCUGCAAGAAGUUGAACCCUCUAAAUGAAGCACGUGUUGCAAAUAUCCCUAAAAAUGCAGGAGCUGACUGGAGGGAUUUGCCGAAUAUUGCCAUGCGGCUUUGUGAUGGCUCUUACCUGAAGGAACUCAUGUAUACCAACUAUGACCCAAGAAGUGGACAGAUGCGUGGUGUUUGUCCUUGUGCUGAAGGCAAGGAAUGUGAUCCUGCAUACAAGCAGAAUAACACACUCAUCCCUUGGUCUUAUGUUCACACUGCCUAUGACCACAACAACUGGCGAGGGAGGUUUGGCCGUGUAAACUGGAAUGGUUUCUUCAGCACAAUAACAACAAAUCCAGAUCCAUCAGGAAUACAGGGCCGGGUUCUUCAUCCAAAACAGUCAAGAAUAAUGAGUGUUAGAGAAUUUGCUAGAGUGCAGGGCUUCCCUGAUAGUUUUAUUUUCUGUGGAUCAAUAGCAGAUAAGUACCGUCAGGUUGGAAAUGCUGUCCCACCAUCAAUGAGUGCUGCUGUCGGGUAUGAAAUAGCAAAAUGCUUGGUAAUUCACACAGCAAGACAGUGCAGCGAAUGA
Molecule: messenger RNA, 3534 nt
Organism: Schistocerca serialis cubense
Lineage: Eukaryota; Metazoa; Arthropoda; Insecta; Orthoptera; Acrididae
Product: DNA (cytosine-5)-methyltransferase 1-like
Exons: 26
Coding region: 1-3534 (1177 amino acids)
Cellular component (GO): nucleus
Molecular function (GO): chromatin binding; methyltransferase activity
Source: RefSeq, a predicted model, not a curated record